AUGCGCUCCGUGACAGCACUCACCCUCGCCCUGUCGGCUCUCUCAGCCCAGACAGUAUCCGCACUCGUCGCUGGCCCUGUCACCGAUGCUGGAUGCUUCAACGACUCUACCGGCCUCGACGACAACGGAGUCUACAACUACCAGUCCAAGGGCCACUGUCAGGAGACAUGUAUCAACGCCGGUGCUACCGUCAUGGCUAUGACCAACGCCAACGAGUGUUGGUGUGGUACCUCUCUGCCACCAAAGAGUGCUCUGCAGAGCGACAACUCCAAGUGUAACAAAGCUUGCGUCGGUUAUCCCACUGAUGUUUGCGGUGGCAACGGCUACUGGAGCGUUUAUUUCACAACCACCGACACCGACAUUGAUUACUCUGGCGGCGGCGGCUCGUCUGCAAAGUCUUCUGCAGCUUCUUCAUCCUCUCCUGCAUCAUCCCCGUCGACAACAAGCGCCACAUCCGCAUCCUCUGCACCAGGCAGGGCCACCGUCAUCACCAGUAUUGCUCCUGGCACGACCGUCAUCAUUACUCAGACUCCCAUUCCUCAAGUAACCAGCACCUCGGAACCCAAAGAGUCGAAGAAGGGAGGCUCCAACACUGCUGGAAUUGCUGCUGGUGUUGUUGUCGGCAUAGUCGUUAUUGCCGCACUCAUCGGUGCCGCAUUCUUCUUCUGGCGCCGCAAGCAACGUCGUGAGGCAGAAACUGGUCACCAGCAGCUCAACGACUACUCAAACACCUCUCAAAAACCCAUGGCCUUCAGACCCACCUCAGGCCCUGAUUCCCGCAUCGACCCUGAUGCUAUGGCUUCAAGAAGAAUGAGCGACGGUAGCAUUGCCGAUAAUGAGGAUUACUCGAGGAGGAUAUUGAAGGUGCGUUGA
This is a messenger RNA of Aureobasidium namibiae CBS 147.97, 873 nucleotides long. RefSeq lists its product as uncharacterized. Gene Ontology annotation, cellular component: plasma membrane. The record is from RefSeq and is a predicted model, not a curated record. NCBI's taxonomy places the organism in Eukaryota, Fungi, Ascomycota, Dothideomycetes, Dothideales, Saccotheciaceae. The coding region runs from base 1 to 873 and encodes 290 amino acids. The transcript has 3 exons.